Molecule: messenger RNA, 213 nt
Organism: Didymodactylos carnosus
Lineage: Eukaryota; Metazoa; Rotifera; Eurotatoria; Philodinida; Philodinidae
Source: the annotation of a GenBank genome assembly
AUGAUGGUGAUGGAGCAGGAACAAAACGUACAUCAACAACCCGCUCCAUCACUUCCAGAAGAAGAUGGCAAUAAUAGUGAUGAGGGACCACCGAACCAUGUAGCAGAACUCAUCCGCACAGAUGAGUCAUCCGACAUGGAGGAUUUGGCAGACGAUAUGGAGCGUCUCGGUGGAAACGAACAAUCACAACACCAGGAUAGAAACAACAAUUAA